UUUGGAGCAUGAGGAAAUAUUCCUCAGGAGAAAUUACUGAGACUUCUGAACCUCUCCCUCCAUCCCCGUUUUACGCGAGGCAGAAGAGAAGCCCCAAGAUGAGGAGCCUCCUUCGGUUUCUGGCGCUCUGUGCUGCCGUCUCUCUCUGUGUCUGUUAUGAUUCUCGUGAAAGCACAGAGUCCGCUGAAGAUUUGUUUUUGCCCCGAAACCGUGCGCACUCRUUCAUGCCACCGAGAGGAAACACCAUUUACAAUUCACCCAGCAGGAACCGCUUCAACAUCUUCAUGAGGAACAGGAAGCCUCUGUCAGAGGUCCGUGCAGAGACCUGUGARGACUACUCUCCCUGCCGCCUGUACGCAUUUCGCUUCGGCUUCCAGCAGGCCUACCAGAGGUAUUUUGGAUCCAGAACCCCGUCACAACAAGUCUACAGACCGGCUGGGAUCCGUUCAUACUAAACUGAGAACACAGAUUAACUGAAGCAUCUGUUCCUUUAUUCAACUGUAUAUCCAUCACAUGUUCUGGUCUAAUUUAUGUUCUUGUACCUGUUGUCUGUUUGUUUGUGGAAAGAUGUCCUGAAAGAAAACACCCACAUUAACUCUUUUAUGUACUCACUGUGUAAUCUCAACAAAUCUCACCUUUUCACCAUUUACCAGCUUGAACGGGUGUGUUGGAGUACAAUAUCUGUUGGAAAAUAUUACUCCUGAUUUAUAAAGGUCAGCUUUGCUUUCAAAGUUCAUUUCCACUGCAUUUAAAGAAUAAAUUUAAAAAAAUGUU
This is a messenger RNA of Austrofundulus limnaeus, 774 nucleotides long. RefSeq names its product matrix Gla protein (gene mgp). Gene Ontology annotation, molecular function: calcium ion binding. The coding region runs from base 9 to 455 and encodes 148 amino acids. The record is from RefSeq and is a predicted model, not a curated record. Lineage: Eukaryota; Metazoa; Chordata; Actinopteri; Cyprinodontiformes; Rivulidae. Gene Ontology annotation, cellular component: extracellular region. The transcript has 5 exons.